AUGGUAAAGGUUCCAAAAUCUUUCAAACCUACUUUGGAUUUUCGACGUUCUGUUUCGAAGGACAAAAUAUCAACACCAACACCUAUAGAGCCGAAAGCUCCUCCUCCUCCUUCUAUUUUACCUCCAAAAAAAGUAAUCAAAGCAUUAUAUGAUUAUACAGCCAACGGGGCAAGUGAAUUAUCCUUCUCUAAAGGUGAUUUCUUUCAUGUAGUCGGUAACGAAAAUGAUGAAAAUUGGUAUGAAGCUUGUAAUCCUGCUACUAGUGUACGAGGAUUAGUUCCUGUUUCAUAUUUUCAAGUUUUGGAAAAAAGUAGUCGAUUGAGCGCUGAUGGAAAAGCUGAUUCUGGUAAUACUUCAGAUGCACAAAAACCUCAACCUUUAUAUGGUAUUGUUCUUUACGAUUUUAUUGCAGAACGACCUGAUGAAUUAGACGCUAAAGCAGGUGAACCAAUAAUC
Scutellospora calospora is the source of this 456-nucleotide messenger RNA. Lineage: Eukaryota; Fungi; Glomeromycota; Glomeromycetes; Diversisporales; Gigasporaceae. The record is from the annotation of a GenBank genome assembly.